Engraulis encrasicolus (European anchovy) is the source of this 1329-nucleotide messenger RNA. RefSeq lists its product as uncharacterized. The record is from RefSeq and is a predicted model, not a curated record. The transcript has 5 exons. Lineage: Eukaryota; Metazoa; Chordata; Actinopteri; Clupeiformes; Engraulidae. Gene Ontology annotation, biological process: water transport; transmembrane transport. Gene Ontology annotation, cellular component: plasma membrane. Gene Ontology annotation, molecular function: water channel activity. Bases 373 to 1329 code for a protein of 318 amino acids.
CAAGAGUGGUCAACGUGACUGCUCCUAAGGCAUUGUCCGGGAUGUCCAUAUGAAAUUCCCCUCAAGUGGAUGUGCUCAUGUGAAGAUUCCAAAGCAAACCUAAAGUCCUGGGGACCCACAAGGUGCCACACUGUAUCGGGAUGUACAGCGCCUCAUCGUCCUCCUCCGAGUAGAGGAACAAGUUGGCAGAAACCAGCUUGCCUUAUGGGUGCGAUCUUCCCAUGUUGCGCCAUGCCAAGAUCGAGUGGGAGGUGUUGCGGUGGUCCAUGCCUGGGCACGGGCUUGCUUUGAUUGACAACCCUUUUACUUUCUCGCUGCGUACUGGGCAUGGAGGUCUCCUUGAGCUGUUCAUCUGCAUCUUCUCUGUGAUGGAUGAGAGGAGGAAUGGAUGUAAGGGCUCCGCUGUCAUGGCCAUUGGCUUCUGUCACCAUGGCACACCUCAUGAGAAUGUUCUACACUGGAGCUGAAAUGAAGCUUGCCAGAUCCUUCACGCUUGCUAUGUUCAAGAGGAACUUCAUGAACCACUGGGUGUACUGGGUGGGUUCCAUGAUCUGUGAUGCUAUGGGCGCCGUCAUGUACGACUUAAUGCUCUUCCCCAGCAUUUGUGGACUGGCCAAGAGGGUAGCCACCCUGAACGGCAGCCGGCCUCUGGAGCAGGACACCGGCGGGGAGCCCAUCAAGCUCAAGGCCCAGUCCCUAUACCGUAACCCUGCCACCAAGCCAGUGGACGUAAGGGCCCGCCAGAAUUGUUAUAGCAGACAGCUGCUUCCAACAACCCAGCUCUUCUCCCAGCAAACCAGCUCUCCUCCUUCUCCCAGCAACCCAGCUCUUCUCCUCCCAGCAACCCAGCUCUCCUCCUCCUCCCAGCAACCCAGCUCUCCUUCUCCUCCCAGCAACCCAGCUCUCCUUCUCCUCCCAGCAACCCAGCUCUCCUUCUCCUCCCAGCAACCCAGCUCUCCUUCUCCUCCCAGCAACCCAGCUCUCCUCCUCCUCCCAGCAACCCAGCUCUUCUCCUCCCAGCAACCCAGCUCUUCUCCUCCCAGCAACCCAGCUCUUCUCCUCCCAGCAACCCAGCUCUUCUCCUCCCAGCAACGCAAUUCUCCUCCCUCUCCCUGCAACGCAGCUCUCCUCCCUCUCCCUGCAACGCAGCUCUCCUCCUCUCAGCAAUCCAGCUCUCCUCCUCCAACCCCCACGCCCCGCCCCACCCAGCUCUCCUCCCUGCAAUCCAGCUCUCCUCCUCCAACCCCCACGCCCCGCCCCACCCAGCUCUCCUCCUCUCACAACCCCCGCCCCGUCACCAACAACCAGCAACCCCAACAAUCAGACUAA